Aptenodytes forsteri (emperor penguin) is the source of this 1086-nucleotide messenger RNA. It is a transcript of the gene PRDM12, whose product is annotated as PR/SET domain 12. NCBI's taxonomy places the organism in Eukaryota, Metazoa, Chordata, Aves, Sphenisciformes, Spheniscidae. The transcript is spliced from 6 exons. Gene Ontology annotation, cellular component: nucleus. The record is from RefSeq and is a predicted model, not a curated record. Gene Ontology annotation, molecular function: histone methyltransferase binding. Bases 1 to 1086 code for a protein of 361 amino acids. Gene Ontology annotation, biological process: neurogenesis.
AUGAACGUUUUCUUGCUGGUCGAGGAGGCGGCAGCCCCUGGUUCUAAUGCCCUGAACUUGUUGCUCUUCCACAACUUUGUCUUUGCGGCUGAAUCCGUCCAGGAUUCGCCCUGCGCCCUCCCUGCAAACGGGGUUGCUGGAGCAGCGCUGGCCCGGGCUGGGGGAGAGGCGCGGAGGGAGGCGGCCCUGGCCAUCCUCAGCUGUGACCAGUGCCCGGCACGGGGCCAUGCCCGGGUGUUAAUCCUGGGGGACAGCGAGGAGCUCCCGCAAGGAGACCUUCAGUUUGGGGAACGCUCUGCCUCCAGAGCACGGCGUUUGGGGACAGAGGAACCGGAGUUAAAGGACAUCCCAGUGCAGUUACUGGUGCGGGUCCCAGUCCGGCAGCUGGAGCUGCUGCUGCAGGACAGAUGGCAGUGGGAUGCGGGAGAGUCAGCGGUCUUCAACGAAGACGGCACGGUGCGCUACUUCAUCGAUGCCAGCCAGGAGGACCACCGCAGCUGGAUGACCUACAUCAAAUGUGCCCGGAAUGAGCAGGAGCAGAACCUGGAGGUGGUCCAGAUCGGGAACAGCAUCUUCUACAAGGCCAUUGAGAUGAUUCCCCCGGACCAAGAACUGCUGGUCUGGUACGGGAACUCCCACAACACCUUCCUGGGUAUCCCAGGCGUGCCGGGGCUGGAAGAGGAGCAAAAGAAGAACAAACAUGAGGACUUCCAUGCAGUGGAGACGGGGGCCAGCACGACGGGGCGCAUGCGCUGCGUCAUCUGCCACCGCGGCUUCAACUCCCGCAGCAACCUGCGCUCCCACAUGCGCAUCCACACCCUGGACAAGCCCUUCGUGUGCCGCUUCUGCAACCGCCGCUUCAGCCAGUCCUCCACCCUCCGCAACCACGUCCGCUUGCACACCGGCGAGCGUCCCUACAAGUGCCAGGUUUGCCAAAGUGCCUACUCCCAGCUCGCCGGGCUGCGGGCACACCAGAAAAGCGCCCGCCAUCGGCCCCCCAACGCCUCCCUGCAGGCUCACUCGCCGGCCCUGCCCGUGCCCCAUCCCGCCUCCCUGGCCCAUCACAUCCCCACCAUGGUGCUGUGA